AUGGGUAAAGGAUUUAAUAAUUACAUGUGUAAGAAAUUCUUCCAUCCUGCAUCAAGGGACAAUUUGAAACGAGUAUGGAUGGCUGAACAGAAGACUGAAGCUUACAAAAAGAAACAAGAGGAACUCAGGCUUCAAUAUGAAAAAGAACAAGAAUUGCAUGAAAACAAAGCCCUACUUAGCAAAGACAGUAAGGACAAAUUGAGCUUGAAUUUCAUGUAUGAACCCCCUCCUGGUGUUAAGAAAGAAAGAGAGAGGGAAGAUAAUGAACCUGAGUACAAGUUUGAGUGGCAACGUAAAUACAAUGCUCCUAGAGAAAGUUACUGCAAAGGAGAUAACGAAAUAAGAGAUCAACCAUUUGGUAUUUUGGUGCGCAAUGUCAGGUGCAUCAAAUGUCACAAAUGGGGUCACAUAAAUACAGAUAAGGAAUGUUCUAUGUACUCCUUGUCUAUGAGUGAGGCAAGAGCCCUUCAAGCUUCAGCUUCAGCGCCUGAAGAAGAAGAAGAAAAACCAGAUGUUCCAACAUUGAUGCAGCAGAUGCGAGACACUGGCCUUGUAAUGAAACCUGGAGCGUUGCCGCUUUCAGCUACGAAAAUUGAAGAACAGGAUAAUUCCAGCCUUACAGAAGUGGAUCUUAUCAGUCAACUAACUAAAAAGCAGAAAAAGAAAUUAUUGAAAAAGUUGGAGAAAAUGGAGAAAAAGAAAGAUAAGAAACAUAAGCACAAGUCUAGGCAUGAAAAAAAAUAA
Molecule: messenger RNA, 744 nt
Organism: Arctia plantaginis
Lineage: Eukaryota; Metazoa; Arthropoda; Insecta; Lepidoptera; Erebidae
Source: the annotation of a GenBank genome assembly